AUGUCGGUCCUCACCAGUGAUCUCAGCUCCCACCUUGCCCUCGUCACCGGUGCAAGCGGUGGCAUUGGAAAGGCAACAUGCCUAGCUCUUGCUGAAAAAGGCUGCUCCAUUGCCGCCCACUAUUACAGUAACUCUGAUGCUGCCAACGCUCUCGUUGAUCAGCUGAAGGCCAAGGGCGUGAAAGCGCAAGCUUUUCAAGCAGAUCUAAGCAGCUAUGAUGAAGUUCGAAAACUCCACGCCUCGGUGUCCUCAGAACUCGGAGCUCCUACAAUCCUCUUCAACAACGCUGGUAGCACGUUGUCCAAACACGGUCUCCGCUCCGCCUCCGAAAUCUCGAUCGAGGACUUUGAAUUGACCUGGCGCUCGAACUGCGGCUCCGCAUUCCUCCUCACACAGCUAUGUCUUCCUGAUAUGGAGAAAGCUGGUUGGGGACGCGUCAUUUUCUGCUCCAGUGUUGCCGGCCUCAACGGCGGGGUAGUCGGUCCACACUACGCGUCUUCCAAGUCGGCGCUGCAUGGGCUGAUCCAUUGGCUCGCGGGAGCUUAUGCUGCAAAAGGCAUCACUGUCAAUGGUGUCGCUCCCGCUCUUAUUCAGGACACAACCAUGCUUCCGGGAGCUAAUGAAGAGCUGGCAAAGAAACUCCCCGUCGGACGCCUUGGCCGCCCAGAGGAGAUUGCAGAGACAGUGAUGUGGAUGGUCAAGACUGGCUAUGUAACGAACAAGAUUAUUACUGUGGACGGCGGGUGGGUCGCACACUGA
Lasiodiplodia theobromae is the source of this 759-nucleotide messenger RNA. Its product is annotated as Short-chain dehydrogenase/reductase SDR. The record is from RefSeq and is a predicted model, not a curated record. The transcript is spliced from 4 exons. Gene Ontology annotation, molecular function: oxidoreductase activity. NCBI's taxonomy places the organism in Eukaryota, Fungi, Ascomycota, Dothideomycetes, Botryosphaeriales, Botryosphaeriaceae. The coding region runs from base 1 to 759 and encodes 252 amino acids.